AUGGAGAACCCUUCGGAGCCUUGGCUGCCGGCACCCCCUGCGGUACUGGGCCCGCCCUGGGCCGCCCUGGUCCUUCUCUACUCCCUGGUGAUGGUCACCUCCUAUGUCCUGGAGGUGGCCAGCCAUGGCCUGCUGGCCCGGGCUGCUGGGCCCCUCCUGCCGCGCCAUUUGUCCACCGCCUGGUUUGGCCACCAAGUCACCGUUGACUUCACCUUCACUGCACUCUUGCCCCUGAGCCUCACCUGCACGCGCUCCUGCUGGCCGCUGGGUGGCGCCUUCUGCCGCGCGGACCCCGGCCUGUCCUUCUUCACCUGCUGGGCUAGCGGCCGCCUGCUGGCCCGGGGGGCUGCCGACAGCUACACCUCGCUGUGCCAGCCUGCCUGGGCCCUGGGCCACCACACAGCUCGGCAGAUGGUUUUCUGGGCUGGCGGAUUCUGGAUCUUUCUGCUGGGUCUGGGGGGGUCAGCCCUGCAAGCCAGGAGGGACCAGGCCAGCCUGGCUGUCCCUUCUAACAGGACUCUGGCUGCAGAAGUCCCCAGCCAUAGCCAGGGCUUCGGGGCCUGGAGCCCCGUGUUAGACCAGCUGGCAUUUGGGUUUGGGGUACCCCUGGGGGUCAUGGCUUUCUCUCGCAGCCUCUUGGGGGCCCAGCUGCAGCUGGCCCGGCUGACUGGGCGCCCCCCACUGCUGGGGCUGCCUUGGGCCACCGCGGCCAUGCUCUUCCUUUGCUGGCUCCCUUUCCACCUGUUGCUUUUGCUCAAGUUGUUGGGGGCGCGUGAGGCUGGGCUGGACUUGGGGGAGGUCUGGGUGCUGCUCAGACCCCUGGGGUUCAGCCUCGCAGGGGCCAGCAGCUGGCUCCACCCUCUGCUCUGUGUGUGUGGGGGCCAGGCCUUCAGGAGAAGGCUGUGCCAGGUUCUGGGGUCCUGCCAAGGCGCCGGGUGUGGGGAGGAGGUGGAGAGCGCCCAGGCCUGGGCUUGGAGGCUGAGCCAUCCAGUGGGAACCUGA
This is a messenger RNA of Dipodomys spectabilis (banner-tailed kangaroo rat), 1002 nucleotides long. RefSeq names its product formyl peptide receptor 2-like. The record is from RefSeq and is a predicted model, not a curated record. Gene Ontology annotation, biological process: positive regulation of cytosolic calcium ion concentration; inflammatory response; complement receptor mediated signaling pathway. Lineage: Eukaryota; Metazoa; Chordata; Mammalia; Rodentia; Heteromyidae. Gene Ontology annotation, cellular component: plasma membrane. Gene Ontology annotation, molecular function: N-formyl peptide receptor activity; complement receptor activity. The transcript has a single exon. Bases 1 to 1002 code for a protein of 333 amino acids.